Messenger RNA from Carlito syrichta (Philippine tarsier), 1285 nucleotides. RefSeq names its product pyruvate dehydrogenase E1 component subunit alpha, testis-specific form, mitochondrial. The record is from RefSeq and is a predicted model, not a curated record. The transcript has a single exon. Gene Ontology annotation, molecular function: pyruvate dehydrogenase (acetyl-transferring) activity. Gene Ontology annotation, biological process: pyruvate decarboxylation to acetyl-CoA. The coding region runs from base 1 to 1176 and encodes 391 amino acids. Gene Ontology annotation, cellular component: intracellular membrane-bounded organelle. Lineage: Eukaryota; Metazoa; Chordata; Mammalia; Primates; Tarsiidae.
AUGAGGAAGAUGCUGGCCGCCUUUGUCUCCCGCGUGUUGACGGGUGUCACCCAGAAGCCAGCUCGCAGAGUGCUGGUGGCAUCCUGUAACUACUCAAAAGACGCUACAUUUGAAAUCAGGAACUGUGAUCUUUACCGGUUGGAGGGGGGUCCCCCUGUCACUGCGGUGCUCACCAGGGAGGAUGGGCUCAAGUACCACAGGAUGAUGCUGGCUGUCCGCCGCCUGGAGUUGAAGGCAGAUCAGCUGUAUAAGCAGAAGUUUAUUCGUGGUUUCUGUCACUUGUGCGAUGGCCAGGAAGCCUGCUGUGUGGGCCUCGAGGCAGGCAUAAAUCCCUCGGAUCAUGUCAUCACGUCCUACAGGGCUCAUGGCAUAUGCUACACUCGAGGACUUACUGCCCGAUCCAUUCUCGCUGAGCUGACGGGGCGGAGAGGAGGUUGUGCCAAGGGAAAAGGGGGGUCCAUGCACAUGUAUGCCAAGAAUUUCUACGGGGGCAACGGCAUCGUGGGUGCGCAGGGGCCCCUGGGAGCCGGCGUUGCUCUGGCCUGCAAAUAUAAGGGAAACAGUGAGAUCUGCCUGACCCUAUAUGGGGAUGGCGCCGCUAACCAGGGACAGAUAGCCGAAGCAUUCAACAUGGCAGCUUUGUGGAAAUUACCUUGUGUUUUCAUCUGUGAGAAUAACCGUUAUGCAAUGGGAACGGCAGUCGAGAGAGCAGCGGCCAGCACUGAUUACUACAAGAGGGGCAACUUUAUCCCUGGGCUAAGGGUAGAUGGAAUGGAUGUUCUCUGUGUUCGUGAGGCAACCAAGUUUGCAGCUGACUACUGCAGGUCUGGAAAGGGGCCCAUCCUGAUGGAGCUGCAGACCUACCGUUAUCACGGACACAGCAUGAGUGAUCCUGGAAUCAGUUAUCGUACACGAGAAGAAAUCCAGGAUGUAAGAAGUAAGAGCGACCCUAUAAAGCUUCUCAAAGAUAAAAUGAUAAACAGCAAGCUCGCCUGUGUUGAAGAGUUAAAGGAAAUUGAAGUUGAAGUGAGGAAAGAAAUUGAUGAUGCGGCCCAGUUUGCUACAACUGAUCCUGAACCACCUUUGGAAGAAUUAGGCCAUCACAUCUACAGCGAUAAUCCAUCUUUUGAAGUUCGUGGUGCAAAUCCAUGGAUCAAGUUUAAGUCCCUCAGUUAAAGGGAGACCAUGUACAUUUAUUAUCAGUCUUGCAAUGGGACGUUCGUGGUUAACUUUCAGAUGCUGUUUGUGUUCUCUGUUAAGGAAGAAUAAAACUCAUAAAACAAAA